AUGGGCAUCAAGGUGGUCGGGGGUCCCAGAGACACACGGACUGGAAUGGUCCGCUCAGCCACUCUCAUACACUCCAGCCGUGGCAUUUGUACAGAUAUUCAGAUUGUUUCAGCUGUCACACCUCCAGCGGUUUUUCAGAACCACAGCGCCAUCUGGCGGUGGUCGCAGUUUGGUAGCGCGUGUUUAGGGAGUGGGAGCUUGAGGAGAAAGAUUGCCCAUCUGCUCGAAGUUAAUCAAAUUAAUUCCUGCCUUCUCUUCAGUUUCUCCUCCUGCUCUCUGCUUUGGAAAGAGGGGGGAGGGAAACACAACACAACUCUACAGCGGCCACAGGAAACGGAAGAGACCAGCAGACGCAAGUCAUUUCAAAACCCCGGGGCUGAGCUGAAGAUUCACUCUGUGUGCACCUACAGGACUAUCCUCCUCAAAACUCCUACCAACCGGUCUCAACCUUUUUCCUUCUCUGUUUUUAGCAAGCAGCCCCCAUCAGCCCUGAGCACCAGGAGCAGAUCUCUACAACCACAACAAAAAAAGGAGGAGAUGCCCACUCAGCCACAGGAGAAGAGAAGUUUCCUGCAAUUCCUCAAGAGUUUCGUCGGGAUUGUACGGGUCCUUCAGAUCCUGCUGGGAGCUGGGCUUUGGGUCACCAUCGCAGCCAACAAGUAUGAAGGCUCCAUUCAUUUUGUGCUGUUUGUGGCCGUGCUUUUCUGGCUCCUCACUUUAGCCAUCUUCAUCCUCACGCUUCUGGAUAAACAAGAUCUCGUUCCCAUCAUCGGAGGAGAACGCUGGCUAUUAAGCAACCUCAUUCAUGACGUUGUCGCAACUCUGCUGUACCUGUCCACCAUCGGGAUCAUGAUCUACAAAACCCAAAAGAACUCCUACUGCAAUCUGGACGUCUACAAACAUCACUGCUUGUACAAGGUCUACCUCACCGCUUCUGUGUUUGCUUGUCUCACUGCUGCCGUUUAUCUGCUUUCUGGCAUCUACUGCAGCUGUAGGAAGUGUCGAGGCGAGCGGACGGUUGUGUGAAAACCCAGCCUCAGGACCUGCCGUUUUGAGUCCUUCCGGCGAGCUUUUUUGGGGAGUUUAUAAUUAAAGCAAAGGGGUCAGAUCCUCUUGUCUUUCAGGUUUGUUUGUUUGUGUUGCAUUUUAUACAGUAAUUUAUAGAGCUUUUGUGUUGCAGUCACUAAGAAAAGUCUAUUUUACGCUUGUUUAUAUGUUCCUGGAGCUCUAUAUAUGAGCAAUUCCAUGCAAAUGUCUACCUUGCCCUAACAAAAUGAAGUUUUCACCAAAAUAGCGAAACUCUUUCAACAUUUUUUGUGUAAACUUGUACUGUACAGUACCACAAAAAUGUCUCUGUCAGUGUUUUCAAACAAUUAUGUUUGAUUUACCAAAGUCUGUCACAUCCAUAAUGGAGAGAUGUCACAACCACAAUGAAGCUUUUUCCUCAAAUGUAAAAAUGUCUUACAAAAUAAAAUCAAUAACUUUUGUACUAUUAGUAGUGGUGCAACGAAUCACAAAUCUCAUGGUACGGAUCACACUACAGUUUUUGAGUCACGUAUCAGACCGUUUUUUGGAUCCUCAAAAAAUGGAGGAGACAAAUAUCAAUUGCUUUCCAUUUAUACAAAACUAUUACUUAGUUUUGUAUAACAAAGCUUAGAACCUGUAAUUUUAAUAAAAAUAAAAAUCAGGAAAGAACCGCUGGGGAAAAAAGAACAAUAUUCAAUAUGAAAAAUAUGCUGAUAAAGCUAAAUAUAGAAAUCUAACAUCUUGAUCAACACAUCAUAUUUAUUUUCAAUUAAUGAUUGAACAAUUCACACAUAAAACUGCAUGUUUCAUUAGGUCUAUCAUUUCUGAAAACCUAUUGUGACAUCGUUUUGAUGGUUGUUUGUCGCCACCUAUUGGUUAUACAAUGUAAUUGCUACAACAUUCAUUAGCUUCAAGUUCCAUUAAACAGUGAUUUUAAUCAUUACCAUAAACAUCAGCAUUUAUAUCUAAACUAUAGACCGUUCUCCUAGCACUUCUGUGUUAUUUAAUUGUUUGUAAUGAACCAAAAAACUGUAAAAACCGAAUCUCUCUCAAACCCAGAUGUGAAUGCAGCGCUUCGAAUGAUUAAUAAAUAUAUGUAAAUCAUUAUGAUUUAUCAUUCAUGUUGCGUGGGUUUGAAUAGAGAUCAUGAUCUUUUAGUUUUUAAUUGUGCAGCUUUACACUAAAUGCAUUAAUGCAGGUUAAACAAACAGUGGCACCUUUAAUUAAUAACCUAAGAAAGCAUUUGGCUCGCAUCACAACUUUUUCCAUCAUCAUCAUCAUAUUUUCCAAUGAGCCCGGACGUGUUUUAAAGGCACAAUAUUUAAAAAAAAAUUUCAUGAAAAUAUCCAGAAACUACUAACGGUAUUCAUAUUUAGAUGACUUAUGAACUUGCAUUAUACCAAAUGUUUCCAAGAAUGAUCAAAUCCAGUGAAAUAAGUAGUUUUAACUGAACAAACCAUGUCUUGUGUGUUCGUGCUAAUGAUGUCACCCUCGAUUUCCAGUUUGGCUUUAUAGAAAACAGGGUAACACCAAAGACACUUUAAUGUUGUAUGUUUUAUCAUUCUACCAUUUCAUCAUAUUUUACAGGGAAGCCAAAAUGCUUUCAUACACGUUAUUUGAAUGAGGCGGGAGGUGAUCUCUCUGCGAUUGUUAUAAAUGUUGGAUUAACCUACAGUACAAGUUCAGUUUAUUUCACAGAAUUUCAACAAAGUAUGCUGUAUGUUUGUAACAUGUUUAUUUUCCUCCUUCUACAAUAUAAAAAAAAUUGUUUACAGAUUGAUAUAUUACUCUGAUCCCAUAACACUCUGGUUAGUUGUUUUGAAAAAUAUAAACAGAUGAUUCAAUAUAAUGCUAACAUAGUUUCAAUUUAUGUUUUAAGUUUUUACUGCAAUUGUCACAUCCAUAAGGCUGGAAUCGCUCGUAUGUAGUCAUUUUAAUUAUUUUUGUGUGUGUUGUGUAACUGACAUCUUCAAGAAAGUUGCUUGAUGAAACUGAUAUUCUGAAUUUGUAGUAUUACAUGUUCUUUUAAACCUUUGAUAUGACACCAAGCUCUCUUUAUGUCGGCGUCUUUAAACAAGCAAUUUUACCAAAUGUGUCAAAUAUCUCCACAUGAUUCGCUUUCAAAGAGAACAACUGUUAAACUCAGAGUCGGAGUGUAAUAAUUGGCAAACUGCUAAUAAAUAAGAGAAGUAAAGCACC
Danio aesculapii is the source of this 3225-nucleotide messenger RNA. It is a transcript of the gene marveld1, whose product is annotated as MARVEL domain containing 1. Bases 1 to 1026 code for a protein of 341 amino acids. Gene Ontology annotation, biological process: myelination. The transcript is spliced from 3 exons. The record is from RefSeq and is a predicted model, not a curated record. Gene Ontology annotation, molecular function: structural constituent of myelin sheath. Lineage: Eukaryota; Metazoa; Chordata; Actinopteri; Cypriniformes; Danionidae. Gene Ontology annotation, cellular component: membrane.